GAGUUGGCAAGCCUUUUCCCCAUCUACAUCCUCAAGCACAUACGGCGGCGGUGCUGGACCCCUGGACAGGACUCAGCAUGGCGUCUGUAGGUCAAGUGGGCCUUUCGCCCGCCUCUCACAGUAGCAAGAAGGUAGCAGUCAGUCCAAAAUCCAUCGUCCGCCUCAUCCAAGAUAUCAUCCAGUCACCCCAAUUCUGGGAUGGACUCCGCGUAUUCGGCAUAGGCGCUGCAAUUGCAGGCAGCAAAUGGCUGGCCGAAACAGUCUGGGAGUCACUCAAGUCGCUCGUCCUCUGCAGAGCCGUACUGCGUGCGGGGGCAGAUGGCGGCGGAGGUGAUGCGUAUCAGUGGGCGAUGCUUUACGUGACACGACACACGCAAUGGGAGGAGGAUGCGCGUGAUGUGGAGAUCACUACGGUCAGCAAGCUGGCAUACGAUAGCUUCAACGGGGACGACGAAGAGCAGGCUGCCAAGCAUGCCAGUGGUGGGGAGAGCAAGUCUGGGCUCGACGGCGUCUACCUCUACCCGAUCGAGUCGACGACCGUGCGGUUCCGCUUCCACUCAACUUGGGUCUUUGCCACGCGCACGAGAUCCCGCAACGGCGACUCCUCCAUUGAAGAAAGACUGGAUCUCUCCUUCCUCACCUGGUCAAGCAAGACGAUGCGCCAAUUCAUCGCAGAGGCGCGAGCUCUCUACGAGCAGAGUGAGCGCGGCCGCAUUGUAGUCUACAACAUUGAUCGCUACGGCUACUGGUCUCGCUCGCGCGUCAUCACUCGACGGCUGCGCGACUCUCUCUUCCUCCCGACCAACAUCAAAGUCCGCGCCCUCGACGAUGCCCGACGCUUCCUCUCGGAGCCGGCCCGCCUCUGGUAUGGAGACCGCGGCAUUCCUUAUCGCCGUGGCUUCCUCUUCCACGGGCUGCCAGGGACGGGCAAGACUUCCCUUGCCCAUGUACUGGCGAGCGAGCUGCAGCGCCCCAUCUAUCAGUUGAGCUUGAGUGGAGGACUGAAUGACUCAAAGUUUGCCGAGCUGAUGACGAGCGUGCCGAGUGGGAGCGUCGUGGUGCUAGAGGAUGUAGAUUGCGCCUUUGGGUCGCGUGGGACCACGGAAGGUGGGGAGGAGCAUGGCGAUCGCGCUCGCAUCACUGGCACUACCGCGGCUGGCUCAUCCGCAACACCUCAACGCUCUGCGGCCCCUUCCCCAGCUCCCUCUACAGGCGGACCUCAAGGCGCCGGACCUGCCUCCCUCACCUUCUCGGGCCUCCUCAACGCAAUCGACGGCAUCACGGCAGGCGAAGCAAGGCUACUUAUCCUCACUACGAACCAUCGCAAUCGCCUCGACCCUGCUCUCGUCCGCCCAGGGAGGGUUGACGUGGAAUUCGAGUUCGGCAACGCGAACCGUCAGCAGGCGAGGGAGCUCUUCGAGAGAUGCGACGAUACCUCCGUUUCGCUGGGCGUCACCCCGCCACCCGUGUCCCGGGAAGAGCUACUCGAGGCGGCAGAAGUAUUCGCACGCGCUACAAGGCCGGGGAGGUACAGUGUUGCUCAUCUGCAGGGCUUCUUGCUCGCGCGCAUGGGGAUGGGGCCGAGGGAAGUUGCGGAGGCUUGGAGAAUGCAGGAAGAGGGUGGGAGUGAGGGAAGGCUGGUCUGA
This is a messenger RNA of Jaminaea rosea, 1646 nucleotides long. Its product is annotated as P-loop containing nucleoside triphosphate hydrolase protein. Gene Ontology annotation, molecular function: ATP hydrolysis activity; ATP binding. The coding region runs from base 78 to 1646 and encodes 522 amino acids. The record is from RefSeq and is a predicted model, not a curated record. Gene Ontology annotation, biological process: mitochondrial respiratory chain complex III assembly; protein insertion into mitochondrial inner membrane from matrix. NCBI's taxonomy places the organism in Eukaryota, Fungi, Basidiomycota, Exobasidiomycetes, Microstromatales. The transcript has 5 exons. Gene Ontology annotation, cellular component: mitochondrial inner membrane.